Messenger RNA from Leptomonas pyrrhocoris, 1692 nucleotides. RefSeq lists its product as hypothetical. Gene Ontology annotation, molecular function: protein binding. The record is from RefSeq and is a predicted model, not a curated record. Bases 34 to 1692 code for a protein of 552 amino acids. Lineage: Eukaryota; Euglenozoa; Kinetoplastea; Trypanosomatida; Trypanosomatidae. Gene Ontology annotation, cellular component: nucleus; cytoplasm. The transcript has a single exon.
GCAAGAACCUUCAUUGUCACUUAGCAGUUCGACAUGCCUCCCACCUCUACUGUGCUCUUCACCUGCGAGGGCACGUUGUACCAGUACGCGGGCGAGGAGAGCGGCCGCCCCUACUACGACCCCCUCGGCGACGUUGACGCCUUCGCCAUCACCGUAGAGAAGCGCAAGAAGACCAGCGGGAGUGCUGCGGAGUACGUCAUCUUGGUGACCGAAGACGAGGAGGUGGUCUUUGAGCAACCGCUCGGGGUAGAGCUGCAGCUGACCUACUCCGACCAGGCCGCCUCCGUGCACUGGCCGGCCCUUAUCGAAGAGGAGCUAGAGACGGUCGCCUUCCGCUUCUCCGCGCCGGCAGACAAGGCGGCGCAGGUGACGCCACGGAUGUGCAUGCAGCGGUUUGUUGCCUUGUACAACCAGUGCACCUACAGCCUCCUCACCGGCUACGACGAGGUGGACCCGGAAGAUGAGUGGUACGACUACCUCGGCGGGGCUGCCAGCCACGAGCUGCGCAACGAGGACGCCGCGGAGCACGUCUUCGAGUUUGACCCGGCACGCAUGACGGUGGCGGGCACCGGCGCGGACAAUAUCUGCGCCGCCGAGUCCCUGCAGUUCAACCGAGUGCUGGUCAUCAAGAAAGGGAAUGAGGCGGCCAGUCUGGAGAUGCAGGCCCUGCCUGUGACGGAGCGUGGUUUUGACCAGGCAGGUGCGGAGAAGGUGGCGGUGACCGCCGUGGACGGCACCGCUACCGGCGCCCUGCUCGAAAACGGCGAUCUCAAGCUGCUCCUCUUCGGCGGCAAGAAGGCCGCGGUGCAGCAGGUGGACCUCGCCACCGGCUCCGUCGUGCAGGAGUACAAGCCCCAGGACCUGGACAUCCAAGGCCUGUCCUACGCGAACCACGCCUCGGCCGACUCCGGCGCCGUCUAUACGUGUCUCGGCCGCAACGUCGCCUUCAACAUCGACACCCGCAUGGACCCUCGAAGCUGCGUCGUGAUGGAGGACGGCAAGCAGCCAACGGACUACGCCGUGCGUACGCUCCGCAAAGACUUCACGUGCCAUGCCACCUCGCGCAACGGCUACCUCGUGAUUGGCGACGGCAGCGGUAGCAUUCGCCUCUACACCGGUCCCCCCGGCGCACGCAAGCCGGCCGGCGGUUACUACCCCAAGUCAGCGAAGACGCUGCUGGAGACGAAGGUGCCGAUUGUGGACAUCGAUGUCACGGCAGACGGCAAGUACAUCGUGGCCACCACCGCGCAGCUGCUACUGUUCAUCGAGACCAAGUACAUCGACAGUAACGACAAGGCGACCAACGGGUUUCAGGGACGCAUGGGGGCGCAGAAGCCGAAGCCGAUCCUCCUGCAGCCGACGCCGGCGCAGAUCAUGCAGAUGGGCGGCGCCAGCGCUGUGCGCUUCCACACCGCGAGGUUCGACCGCUUCCCCGGGACAGAGGAGCUCUGCGUGACGGCGAGCUGCGGCGACUACAUCCUGACGUGGUCGCUGCGCAACAUCGUGUCCUCGCAAGAGAGCGGCAGGGCGGCGGUGAACUCGGCGGUGACGGUGGGGCAGGUGGUGCUGUCCACCUCGGCCAACCGCACCGACCACGUCGGUUUCCUCACGGGGAAGGACGUUGGUGUAGUGCCUUUCCAUGAGGCACAGAAGGCGGUGAGCAAGGCGUGGACGUGGGGUCAGGAGAAGUAA